This is a messenger RNA of Pocillopora verrucosa, 1069 nucleotides long. Its product is annotated as bcl-2-related ovarian killer protein. The record is from RefSeq and is a predicted model, not a curated record. Gene Ontology annotation, molecular function: protein heterodimerization activity; protein homodimerization activity. Gene Ontology annotation, cellular component: mitochondrial outer membrane. Gene Ontology annotation, biological process: regulation of apoptotic process; intrinsic apoptotic signaling pathway in response to DNA damage; extrinsic apoptotic signaling pathway in absence of ligand. NCBI's taxonomy places the organism in Eukaryota, Metazoa, Cnidaria, Anthozoa, Scleractinia, Pocilloporidae.
GCCAUUAAGAAAUUUAAUGCGCGUCAUUGAGUAAAUACUUAGAUACGCUUAGAAAUUUGUGUUUCUGGUGCAGUUGGUGAACGAAGCUUUGGAAACGUUGGGAAAGGUUACGCAACCGUAAAAAUCAGCGAGAUUUUCACUUAAUACUCAAAGCAAUGGCGACGUUGCAGCGGCCUAAAGCAGUAAAGAGGUUAAGCUGGCAGGACUUGUCUCCUGACAGCCCAAGAAUUCAGUUAACAAGACGAAUCGUGCAGCUACAAGGAAACAAAACGUCUGCUGACAUUCUCGAACAAGCAAAGCAAAUAUGUAAUGAUUAUAUUGAAGCUAAACUUGAGCGCGAAGGCUUCAAAAAUCGAAGCUGGUCUUUCACUUUCUCCAAUUCAGCACCGCGUCAAGAGAGCGGUGAGAUGGUUUCUCAAGUAUCAAUCCGUGUGCGGGAAGUUGGUAGACUCCUUGAACAGAGCUAUCCCCGUUUAUACAAAGAUAUUUCUGGCCGUAUUAAUGUCCCUUUUAACAGCGAAAACACCGUUCAUGAUGUAUUUAAUAAUGUUUCGUCGGAAAUCUUGAGCGAUGGAUUAAACUGGGCGAGAAUUGUUGCUCUGUAUGCGUUCGCUGGUGCGCUCGUUGCUGAAUGUUGCAAAGAGGGUCGCAAUUCUUACGUGCUGGAAAUCGGAAACUGGAUGUACGAAUUUGCAGCUCUUUACAUGGUGGAUUGGAUCAAAAGUAAAGGUGGAUGGGAAGACCUCUUACGAGCUUUCCCGAGCUUAACACCGACUGGUUUGGGAACGUCGAUCGAUGUUCAAGCUACUCAGUGGUACAGUUGGUUAGUGAUGGCUGUUAGGGCGUGGUGUGAGACGGCUUUUGAGUUCCUGGAAUACUGCUUCAAAGCUUACAUGGAAAGAGUGCGGAAAAUGAAUACUGGCUCUCGUAAAAUAAGCCACUGAUAAAUAAAUAAACUGUGUAACAUCAAGAAAAUUGGAAAAAAUAGAAAUUUUUCGAAAAGGCCGAAUCAUGGAUGAUGGCUUUAAUAAUUUACGGUUUAUUUUCUUAUCAAAAUUUCUAGAGUAUU